Cajanus cajan (pigeon pea) is the source of this 310-nucleotide messenger RNA. The record is from RefSeq and is a predicted model, not a curated record. Lineage: Eukaryota; Viridiplantae; Streptophyta; Magnoliopsida; Fabales; Fabaceae.
GACGAUUUGGAACGCUAUCAACCACAUUACUUGAUUUCUGUUCCUUUAGUUUUUGAAACAUUGUACAGUGGGAUCAUGAAGCAGAUAUCUAAUAGUUCAGUUGUUAGAAAGCUUGUUGCACUAACAUUCAUAAGGAUCAGCAUAGCAUACAUGGAGUAUAAACGUAUCUAUGAGGUUUAGGCAUCUGUUCCUUUUGUCUGAUUUAGUGAUUGAUAGGCUACUGUUUUACUGUGAAAAGAGUAAUAGGAAAAAUACUAGCUAGAUUAUUCAAAUAUUGAUCAUUGACUGUUUUCUUUCAUUGAUAAUGAUU